This is a messenger RNA of Penicillium nucicola, 870 nucleotides long. RefSeq names its product aminoglycoside phosphotransferase family protein. Lineage: Eukaryota; Fungi; Ascomycota; Eurotiomycetes; Eurotiales; Aspergillaceae. The transcript is spliced from 2 exons. The record is from RefSeq and is a predicted model, not a curated record. The coding region runs from base 1 to 870 and encodes 289 amino acids.
AUGGAACUAUUCAUGCGCCCAUUAGCCCAUCCACAAAGUCGUGAGCCUGAUGGGGUUUUUCCACUGGAUGGAAAGGAUCUUAAUUCUGUCACAGACGAGGCUCAGGCAGCCCUUCUCACAACGGCUCCUAUUCUUCAUCAGCUAGGUAGAACGACGGUUGUGCGGCUUUCGAAGACUUUGAUCAUGAAGGGUGGUGGAAGUGUCAUGGCUAGUGAAGCGGAAAUGCUUCGCCUUGUUGCUUCCAGAACCACUAUUCGAGUCCCACGAGUCUAUCGCUCAUUCCAGUUAAAAGAUGAUACACAAUAUUUUGGUACAUCUGGGUAUAUUGUCAUGGAUUUUAUCCCGGGCCAACCGCUGGAUGAGUGCUGGAACGCCCUAUCCCGUGACACUCAAGGCAAAAUCGCUUCGCAGGUUGCUGAAAUGAUCCAAGAGAUGCAAUCUAUUGAGCUUUUGAAACCCGGCCCCAUUGGUGGAGGACCAUGUCGGGGUCGGUUCUUCACAGAUUAUAGUGCUGGCCCUUUUAUGGACGCUGUUGAAAUGGAAGCUUGGUUUAAUCACAAGCUAGAAAUCUGCAAGAGCGUCCAUCAAGCUCCAAAAGACGUUCCGCCAUUCCAUUUUACUAAGUUUGUCCUUACACACCACGACAUCAGUCCUCGAAACCUGAUCUUAGAUCAGCAUGAACAGGUGUGGUUGAUUGACUGGGCAUAUUCUGGUGCAUAUCCUCCUGUCUUUGAAAGUGCAGCAUUGUCAAUCCAGCCGUCUUUCACUGAUUUCAACGAAGCGAUAUUAUCCCUUAUUCCACGUUACCCUGAGGAAGAAAUGCAACUUGAUUCUAUUGCAUAUGGGUUAACCACCGCGGCAUUGGCAUAA